CGGGACCUGGCGGACCGCAGUGCCAACGAGCCCCUGCCCGUGGUGCGCAUUCCGCGGGCUCUCCAGCGGCGGCAAAAACAGCGGCAGAGCGGGCGACGGAGGCCCCCGCGGAGAGUGGUGGCGCGACCUGGCCCGCUGCUGAUCUCAGCGCGGCGGCCAGAGUUGAACCAGCCCGCGCGCCUCACACUGGGCGGGUGGGAGAGCGCGCCUCUGGCGUCGCGUGGCUGGAAAAACCGGCGCUCCCGCCACGUCCACUUUAUCGAGCGUGCGCAGCACAAGGCGCCAGCAUUUCGGAACCUCUCCUUACAGAGCAGCUUCGCGGAUCUGUCUGGAACCUCGAACACCAUCCCCUCCCUACUUGGCGGCUGCCACGUCCUUUGCGCGGCGGAAACCGGCAGUGGCAAGACUCUCGGAUACCUACUACCUCUGCUUCAACGGCUCCUGGCCCGACCAAGCCUGGACUCCCACAGUCCGCCCGCUCCUCGAGGCCUGAUCCUCCUGCCUUCACGCGAAUUAGCCGAACAGGUGCGGGCAGUAGCCCACCCCUUAGCCAGGUCCUUGGGCCUCCAGGUGGGGGAGCUAGGAGGAGGCCAUGGCAUGCGCAGGAUCCAAAUGCAACUCUCCAAACAACCACCGGUAGAUGUACUAGUGGCCUCCCCAGGGGCUCCUUGGAAGGCGCUGAAACGUCAACUCACUAGCCUGAAGAAGCUCUCCUAUUUGGUAUUAGAUGAGGCAGACACACUUUUGGAUGAAAGCUUCCUGGAACUAGUGGACUACAUUUUGCAGAACAGCCAUCUAGCAGAAAGCCCCGCUGACUUAAAAGACCCCUUCAAUCCCAACACUCAGUUAGUGCUGGUGGGGGCCACAUUGCCUGAAGGUGUGGGCCAGCUGCUGAGGAAAGUUGCCAGCCCUGACUCUCUGACCACCAUUACCAGCUCCAAGCUCCACUGCAUCAUGCCUCAUGUCAGACAGACAUUUAUGAAAUUGAAGGGAGCAGACAAGGUGACUGAAUUGGUCACGUUGCAGAUCCUCAAGCAACGUGACAGAGCGAAUAGGACAGGCCCCUCCGGAACUGUUCUCGUGUUCUGUAAUAGCUCAAGCACUGUGAACUGGCUGGGAUAUAUUCUGGACGAUCACAAGAUCCCACACCUAAGGCUGCAGGGACAAAUGCCAGCCUCAAUGAGGGCAGGUAUCUUCCGGUGCUUCCAGAAGGGCUCCCGAGACAUUCUU
This is a messenger RNA of Suricata suricatta (meerkat), 1230 nucleotides long. RefSeq names its product DEAD-box helicase 28 (gene DDX28). Lineage: Eukaryota; Metazoa; Chordata; Mammalia; Carnivora; Herpestidae. Gene Ontology annotation, biological process: mitochondrial large ribosomal subunit assembly. Gene Ontology annotation, molecular function: nucleic acid binding; ATP binding. The record is from RefSeq and is a predicted model, not a curated record. Gene Ontology annotation, cellular component: mitochondrion.